Messenger RNA from Manduca sexta (tobacco hornworm), 1688 nucleotides. Its product is annotated as zinc finger protein 41. NCBI's taxonomy places the organism in Eukaryota, Metazoa, Arthropoda, Insecta, Lepidoptera, Sphingidae. Gene Ontology annotation, cellular component: nucleus. Bases 200 to 1621 code for a protein of 473 amino acids. Gene Ontology annotation, biological process: regulation of transcription by RNA polymerase II. The transcript has 8 exons. Gene Ontology annotation, molecular function: DNA-binding transcription factor activity, RNA polymerase II-specific; RNA polymerase II transcription regulatory region sequence-specific DNA binding; zinc ion binding. The record is from RefSeq and is a predicted model, not a curated record.
AAAUUAAGGAAGUACCCGUCAAUAUGAAAUCAUGCAUGUAUUUUUUAUUCUUACUUUUUCUCCUUUAUAUUUUCAUACUACAUACAGACUAGUAUAGUAUACUAUAUACUUUAGUAUAGACUAUACCAAUAUCAGCCCCUGGAGACUGCUGGUAGAGACCUGAAAAUUGCUUAUCAAGAGAAGGGUCUGUACCCUAAUUAUGACCAUGCAAGUCAGUGAUGUUGAUUUACGUAGUUGGUCAUUGAAGACCCCACUGCACCCGAUGAUAAACUUAUCCAAUACACUUCCAAGUCAUGUAUGCAACAGUUGUAUCAAACAAAUUGAUGAUAUAUAUAUCUUCCAUAAAAUAAUCAGUGAUAACCAAAAACGAUUACAAGACUUAACAACCAAGAGCCAAGCACUAGACUUCUUCAAUGGAUGUGUCACAACUGAAGUAUUAAUAAAAGAAGAAAAAGAUGCUACAGAAAAUUCAGACAUAAAUCAAGAUAAUUAUGAUAACCAUUUGUCCGAGGAUGAAGUAAGUUUAUUCACUUUAAAACAAGAGAAGGAGCAGACCAAACCAAAGACGAAGAACAAGAAACUCAAGAGAAAUAACAAAGAGAAGAAACCGGUACGAAUCAAACAGAAGUAUGAAAGUUAUACUUUUAAAUGUUUAAUGUGUUUACAAAAUUGUGACUCACAAAUCGAUUUAAAGAAUCAUUAUUAUAAACAUUCUUAUGAAGGGAAUGAUAAAGACCAAGAGAAUGAAUGUGAUAUCAACAGAGGGAGUAAUGAAAAGACUGAGAAAUGUAUAGCGAAGUUAGAUAAUGAAAGCAAAUGUAAAUGUGAAAAUAUUGAUAAUUGUAAAUGUUUAAGAAAAGAUGUUGAUAAAAUCAAAGGGUUGGAUAAUAAGCCAUUCAUUUGUAAAUUGUGUGGUAGAACUUAUAGAACCGUGUACGAAAUAAUGUGUCACGCCCGAGCCCAUGACGGGCCAAAGCUGCACUGUUCGUUUAAAUGUGGCUUCAGCACUGCUUACAAGGGUGCGUUGAAGGAACACGAGAGACGACAUGGGAAUCCUGAUUAUAAGUACACAUGCGAGUCGUGCGGUAAAGGAUUCCAUGUCAAAACCUGGUACUACCAACAUUUAAAUGUUCAUAACGGUCUCAAACCUUUUGUGUGUGAUAUUUGUGGGGUUGGUUUUCACAUGGACAGGUAUUUAUCUGCACAUCGGAGUAAGGUCCACAAAAAGUCCACUUCGACGAAACGCCAUAUUUGUGUCAAAUGUCUUUUACCUUGUGACAGUAGAGAUAGCCUCAAAAGGCAUAUGGAGGAGCAUGGCAUAAAAACAUCAUAUUUAUGUGAUUUAUGUGGUAAAGUGUUUGCCAACGCGCAACAUUUGAAAUGUCAUAAGAACAUACACUUGGGGGUCAAGCCUUACAGCUGUAGUAUUUGCAAGAAAUCGUUCGCAAAGAAGUUCAAUCUUGGCAUACACGAGCGCACACACACGGGCGAGCGGUCUCACGCGUGUCAUAUUUGUGGCAAGUAUUUUGUGCAGCGUAGCACGCUGUCCAGACAUAAUAGAAGACACCAUCCAGAGUUGAACAAAGGUGCCAGUUUACCUGAAGCAGUACCAACUACCUGACAAAAAUUGUACUAUAAAUAAAAUUUACCGCCAUUUUUAAUUAAUUAUGGAAAAUAAACUAUUUGCU